UGUUUUUAAAUUCACGUAGAGCAGAAAUUUUGUUGCAGUUCUAAAUACGUUUGGUUUGGUUCGGUUGAUUGUUAAACGUGUCGUUGUCGCGCCAAUGCAUAUUGACCAUCGCCCAUUGACACACCGAGUGCGCGGCAACCCUGUCCCUACCAUACAUAUCUGUUAACCAACACUGAACGUCUGCAGCAGAACACGGCAGACAGCAACAAUUGCCAUAUAACAGCAUCAAUUGACAGCGUGGGAGUCUGCAAGAGCUGCAAUACUCUAAACAACAACAAUUGACAUUUAACAACAACAAUACCGACGGCCAACGUGAGCGUGUGCGUUCCCCUGGGUGUGUGCGUGCGUGUGAGAUUGGAAGACAAUGGCUGCAGCUGCGGAUCUGGUUGUUCCUACCCUUGCCAUUCGCUCUAGCGUGGCCGUGGAGUUGUGGUCGUCGGCGGGCUCCAAGCAGCCGUACGAGCACAAGGCCCACUUGCCGCGCGAGGAGACGAAGAGCUCCCGCUCGAUCUGCUUCAGCCCCGACGGCCGGUACUUUGCGUACUCCAACGGUCAGGCGGUCAAGGUGCUCGAGGCGAGCAGGGAUAGCGCUGCCAGCUGGCCAGUGGUUGCCACGCUGCCCCGGCCGAAGGCCUUCUACCUCAACUUCUCGCCACGUGGCCGAUAUCUGUGCACCUGGGAGAACUAUACCAUCACCAAGGACCGGCCGGAGGGAUCGCCCAAUCUGUUAGUCUACGAGGUUGCCACCGGCGAAGAAGUCUUUGCCGUAGUACAGAAGAACCAGACUGACUGGCAGCCGUCAUGGUCAUCGGACGAGUCCAUCUUUGCCCUGGUUGUUGGCGGCGAGGCGCUGUUCUACGAUCUGGGAGAGGGAGCAGAGAAGGGAUUCGCAGGCACCUCGCGUAAAAUCGGUGGCAGUCGCGGCGGUAUGCUUUCACUGGGACCCGGCAGCUGUCCACCCUUUCUGGCCUUCUACACCCCGGGCGCCAAGGGUGCUCCGUCCAUGUGCAAGCUGUACAAAUACCCGGCUCUGGGCCAGAACCAGACGGUUGCGUGCAAGAGCUUCUUCCAGGCCGACCGAGUCGAGAUGCUGUGGAACAAGCGGGGAAGCGGUCUUCUGCUGCUGACCAGCACGGAGGUGGAUAAGAGCGGAGCCUCCUAUUACGGCAACCAGGCGGUGCAUUUUAUGGCCACCAAGGGCGACACUUGCUCCGUGCCCCUCUCCAAGGAGGGCCCGGUGCAUUGUGUCAAGUGGAGUCCCAAGGCAAAUGAGUUUGUGGUCGUCUACGGGUUCAUGCCCUCCAAGGCGGCCCUCUACAAUCUCAAGUGCGAUGUGGUCUUCGAUUUCGGCGAGGGACCGCGCAACUGCGCCUACUUCAAUCCGUUUGGCACUCUCAUAGUCCUGGCCGGCUUUGGUAAUCUUCCAGGAGCCGUCGAGGUUUGGGAUGUGGCCAAACGCGAGAAGUUGGCGAAUCUCAAGUGCGCCGACACCACGGUCUUUGAGUGGCAUCCCAAUGGCGAGUGGUUCAUCACUGCCACCACGGCGCCCAGACUACGGAUCAGUAAUGGAUUCAAAGUUUAUCACUACUCUGGAGCUCUUCUUCACGAGACCAUGUGGCCGCAGGGCCAGGAGCUGUUGGGCAUCGAGUGGCAGCAAUUCCCAGACAAGACCUUUAGCGAGCCAAAGAUCACCAAGGCCAAGCACGAGGGCAUCAAGUCCAGCCAACCAGAGGCCAGCAAGAAGGCCUACACACCGCCCCAUCUGCGGCUGCUGAAGGAGGGAAAGAAUCCGGAACAGUAUCUGCCCCAACCGAGCGUUCCCGGACUGGCUCCAUCAGCAGCAGGUGGUGCCAACAAUAAAAGGAACAACAAGAACAAGCCCCGGGGCCCCAAAAAGGAUGUCGUCAAUGUGGUGAAUGGCGGUGAUGCGGACUCUACACCUGCAGAGGUAGCGCCAGCAGGUGCUGCUGUGCCGCCAGGUGGUGGUGUCCAGCAAACGCCGCCAGUAACAGUGCCAGAGGCUGGGGAGGAGCAGCAACAGCAGCAGCAGCGUAAGCAUCAGUCGCAGCACAACACUCCCCGACCGAGAUACCAGCCCCAGGAGAACGCGGCUGAUCAGCCACGAAACCAGGGCCAACAGUAUCCCCAGGGACAGGCUAAUGGCCAGAAUAUCAGCGAGAAGGAACGAAAGAUUCGCAGCGUUGCCAAGAAGCUGUCGGACAUCAAGAAGCUGAAGCUGCGCCGCAACCAGGGCGAGAACCUGGAGCUGAACCAACUAAACAAGAUUAAGAUGGAAGCACGGUACCUGGACGAGCUCAAGGCUCUCAAGUUGUCUGCCUAGGGGGGACGGGAGACACAAUGUUAACCAAAAGCAUAGCGAUAACGAAGACGACUACGACGAAGAUGACGAUGGCGAUGGCGGCGAAGAGAAGAGAGCGAGAGAGGAGAGUAAUUCCUCUUGUAAUUGUGAUACACACCACCUCUUCUCUGCUCCACUCUACAACUUCACCACCUCUGUCCCCGUCCCCUUUUCUGCUGUCUUACGCUCAUUUUUUGCGGUGCCCAAAUUUGCCGCAAAACAAACAUGGUUCUAGUUAAAAACAUUUUUCUACUAUUUGUGAUUUCUUUACAUACAUUUUGGCAAAAACAAACAACAUCUUCCCAAACAAACAACAAAUUUAUGUACCAAAUUGUGCUACCAAGUAAAUAAAAGGUGUUUCCAAAAAGA
Molecule: messenger RNA, 2728 nt
Organism: Drosophila kikkawai
Lineage: Eukaryota; Metazoa; Arthropoda; Insecta; Diptera; Drosophilidae
Gene: eIF2A
Product: eukaryotic translation initiation factor 2A
Biological process (GO): translational initiation
Cellular component (GO): cytosolic small ribosomal subunit
Molecular function (GO): mRNA binding; protein binding; tRNA binding
Source: RefSeq, a predicted model, not a curated record